AUGGCUUCAAGGCGAUCUCCAACUCAGGAGCCGGAAUUUCUGAGUGGACGGCAGUUUAAAUUGAUAUCCGUUAACCUAAAGGAGGCAGUUCUUGACUCCCCAAGUUUCAGAGCCUCCGUCAACCAUCUUGAUAUCCAACUUGACAACAUUGAGAAAUGGGUGGAUGCCGUUCAUCAAUCGAUUGAGAAGGUUCCUCGGUACGUGAAGGACUUGGAACUUUAUCUUAACUCGUUUGUAGAGCACUUGUCUUCCUCCUUUUUAGCUGAUGGGUUAAUCAACCAGGAGUACACCGUCCAGGCCCUUCACACAAGUGUUAGUGCCUUAAAAGACAUAUACAAGCAAAGUAUCGUCAAUUUGACUAUGAGUCCUCAGCUUACAGAGGACUUCAGAGCAACCACUUCCAAACGAAUAGCUGAGUACAGAGAGAUCCGUAAACGGUUUGCUGCUUCUCAGGAGAAGUAUGACAUGUAUUUAAAUACCUAUGCCGCGCACCCUAAGGUUAUGGACCCUACACAAGUGUAUGAGGAUGCUCAACAUUUGUAUCAAGUACGGAAGGAAUAUAUCCAUAACUCCUUGGACUUGAUAGUGGAGUUGGCUUCUAUAAGUGCUGUUCUUGAUAAGCUGGUGAUCAAACUUAUCAAUAAGAUAUGGAAGAAGAAAUUACCCAAGAACAAAAGUCUUCUGAUAGCCUCAGGUAGUGCUUCUGAAAUUUGGGAAAAGGUUCUGCAAUAUAAUAGUUGGAAUGCAGCCUAUUCCAGUGCCUUUAAUAAGUUGUCUGCCGAUCUGUUAUCAGCAAGAGUUCAAGUAGAAGAAUCCACUGCUCUUCAAUUGAAACCUUCAAGUAAUAUCAACGACUAUAAGCCUUCAUCUAUAAACAAAUGUGUUCUUGAAGAGAUAAACGAACCAGAAUGUGUUAAACAUGGCUACUUGUUUAUGAAAACUUGGAUGGAUAAGUCAAAUAAGCCUAUUUGGGUUCGAAGAUGGGUCUUUGUUAAGAAUGGGGUAUUUGGAUUGCUUGUUUUAAGUCCGUCCAAAACAUUUGUUCAAGAAACUGAUAAAAUAGGUGUCUUGCUAACCAAUGUAAGAUACGCACCUAAUGAAGAAAGGAGAUUUUGCUUUGAGAUCAAAACAAUGGAUUUGACAUUGGUAUUCCAGGCUGAAACAUUACAUGAAUUGAAGUCUUGGUUGAAAGUUUUUCAGAAUGAACAACAAAGAGUCAUUGAUGGUAAACCUGAAAAUGAAGCUCUCUACAAUUUGGCUUCAGGAAGAUAUCCACCCCUUGUAACUGAGUUUGCAAAUAAGAACUUAACAAUUAUGGAUCGUGCUUUAACAAAUACAAAAAUCACCAAUAAUUCUGGACUUGUGAUUGUAUCAACAAACUUAUCCACAAGAAUUGAAAAGAGUCUUAAGUUUUUUCUGAAAUACAUGUACAUUCAAAUCCCAACUAUAAGACCUCCGUUUGUCACUGAUCAAACCAAAUCGUCCAUCAUAUCUUAUAGCAUUACUGCCGCGUCAACAGUGCCAACAGCACUCUCUGCAAAUGUAUGGGGGACAAUAAACUGGGGUUUACAAUACAUUCAUGACGUUACGAAUUCUGAUGAUGAAAUAUCCGUCAAGGGUUUUUUCCCUAGUAGCUCCGAUUCUUUCUCCGAUAUGUACCCUUCAUAUUAUCCCAAGGAAUUGGUUCCUUUGGAUAUUCAGAUGAAAGCGCUUUUUGAAACGGCCGUUGAACCUGGUGAUCUUUGUUUGAUUUCUUUCAAAUGCUUCUGGUCACCCAAUUCAAGACAAGAAUUAUGUGGUAGAGCAUUUGUAACUGCAAACCACAUUUAUUUCUACAUGCAAAUCAUGGGCUUCGUUGCCUUAGUUAAAUCGCCGAUGUCUCAUAAUAUAUCUGCUGAUUAUUCUAUACACAAAGAUUACCAAUCAUUACGAAUCUAUACAGUUGAUGGUAACUUCAGAAUGAAGCUUUAUUUGGAGGAAACUAAGUUGAUUAAAGAUAAAUUUGUCUUUUUGGUACACAAUGUUGCCAGUGAUAAACCUAAGCAAUUACAGGAGAUCAUUGAGCAUUUUACAACGCUAGAAAUAGACUACAAAAAGCAAAAGGAACAAGCAAAAAAAGCAAAGGCACUCUAUGAACUCGGCGAUUUACCAACAGAUGACAAAGUUAAUCCUUCAACAUUUAUAAAAGCAAGUACUAAUGAACAGAAAUCUUUUAAAGUUGAUUUCACCGAUCUGUACCAAAAGAUUAUUGAUAGCGAAUUUGAUGUUCCUCCUAAGGUACUUUUGCAUGCUUUUCUUGGUGACUACUCAGUAUUGAAAAGGUCUGCGUUUUCAUUCAUGUCGCUUGAGCGCUUCAGCAACAAACCAUGGCAUACGGACAAAGAUGGUAAGCUUGUUAGAAGCUUUACCACCAGAGUUCGUACCACAUCAACAGAAGGUGAAAUUAAAGGUGUACAGAAGAUUGAUGAAUUUGUUGAUGAUGAAUACUAUACCUUCACCCAUGAAGCUAGUCUUUUUGAAUUAUUCAUCGGUUCCAAAUUCGUGGUUGAGUAUCAAUUUGUUUUAGUUCGGUCAACAAGAGCAAAGACAAGAUUGGUUGUAUAUUGCAACAUCAAAUUUCUAGGAAACCUGAUUUUUAAUUUGUUAACAAAGAAUUUUGUCUGUGGUAUAUUGAAAAUGGAAGCCCUGGACACUACACCAUUAUUCAAUAGGAUUGUUAGUGACGUUGGAACACAUGGCAUGGCAGUGAAAGCAAUUUAUUUAUAUGGGAAAUUAAGUAAAACCGAUGAACCUGUUGAAGACAAUCAAGAACCACCCCCUGUCUUUUACUUUGGUUCUUACUAUAUUUUCAUUCAUUUGUUCCGGUCAUUUUUGAUUUACUCCAUUACUGUGCUAAAGAAGGUUGUUAUCGACGGAGUUCAAACCCUUUAUCACAAUAUCAAUAAGCUAUUGAUCUUAGUGAUAAUUAUAUUGGAGCUUUACAAUAUGUGGUUAACAAAAACCUCUAUAGUUUCUUAUUGGGCAAUGAGACAAGCUAAAGGGGUUGUUGAUUCGUAUUUAAGUGAAGCACCAACUAUAAUCCACAAGGCUGUACAUCUUCAAGAUAUUGUUGAACCCAUGAAGGUUAACUUGUCUAGUUCGUCAGUAUAUCGAGAAUUCUACUCCAAGUCAUUGAUUCUCUCGGACGGACUCUUAGACGAAGAUUACGGAGAUCUUUCGACCAGAAACAUUGCUCGAUCUUUACGGUCUUCUUAUGAUGAUAUUGCUGUUGAAAGAUACGCACUUAUGGUUAAACUACGUAUGCUAAACCAGUUGGAAUCGGAGUUGGUUAAAGCUGAGUGGGAGAACUGGAUUCGUGGAGAACACAAUCGAUGUCAAUCAUUUAGAGAAUCUAUUGUGGCCAAGGUUCCGUCGGAAGACCUUGCGGCAUCACAUUCUUCACUCUCUGAACUCAUCAACUAUUGUGAUGUUUGUGCUGAAGAGUUCAAAGAAAUGAACCUUGUGUAG
This is a messenger RNA of Lizanozyma spartinae, 3507 nucleotides long. RefSeq lists its product as uncharacterized. Gene Ontology annotation, molecular function: protein binding. Bases 1 to 3507 code for a protein of 1168 amino acids. The record is from RefSeq and is a predicted model, not a curated record. The transcript has a single exon. Gene Ontology annotation, cellular component: cytoplasm; plasma membrane; endoplasmic reticulum. Lineage: Eukaryota; Fungi; Ascomycota; Pichiomycetes; Serinales; Debaryomycetaceae.